Molecule: messenger RNA, 5504 nt
Organism: Rhizopus microsporus ATCC 52813
Lineage: Eukaryota; Fungi; Mucoromycota; Mucoromycetes; Mucorales; Rhizopodaceae
Product: Serine/threonine-protein kinase
Exons: 8
Coding region: 139-5457 (1772 amino acids)
Biological process (GO): DNA damage checkpoint signaling; regulation of translational initiation by eIF2 alpha phosphorylation
Molecular function (GO): ATP binding; eukaryotic translation initiation factor 2alpha kinase activity; protein binding
Source: RefSeq, a predicted model, not a curated record
CCUUCUCUCUCCACAAUUUGUUAGAUAGCAUAAAAAAGAAAUGGAAUAAAAUCAACCUCUAGAAAAGGGCCACUUUUUUAUAUAUAUUUUAUUCCAAGAACAAAAAAGACACACACAGACACAUACACAUAUUUUAUAAUGAACCUUGAAGAACUUAAAGAAAUUCAAACAAAUGAAAUCGAAGCUUUAAAGGCUAUUUUUAUGGAAGACUACCAAGAAGUUGUCAACAAGACAGCUUGGAAGGUUGCUCACACAGAUCCUGAAUUCAUAUUACAUUUGCGUCCAUUAGGCGUCGAGGGAGACGAGGCUCAUGUCACAGUUGAUCUCAAGGUACGAUUUCCUCGAUCUUAUCCCAACAAACCACCUGAACUACACCUUAUCAAUCCUCGAGGUUUAUCACCACCUUUACUUCAACAACUAUCAACUUCACUUCAAAAAGCAGCACAGGAACUAUUAGGUCAAGAGAUGAUGUAUGAUCUAAGCGACCAUGUUCGUGCAUUUUUAGCUAAUCACAACAUGCCUCCAUCAGCUACGUCAAAACUCACAUUGCAUGAGCAAAUGAUUAUCAGAAAUGAACAAGACUUGAAGGUCGAAAAGGAACGUGAGCUAGAAGAACUCGACAGAAUCAGAAAAGAACGUGAGGCUGAGUUACGCGUUCAGUCAGAUAUGAUGAAUGAAAAAAUUCAGCAAGAUAUCGAAAGAAAGAGAGAACAUGCUCGUGCAGCGAUGGAGCAACGACAACAAAGACUUGUUGGAUUUACUGAUACUGCAGAGGAUGAUUUUCACCUGGAUAUGCAAGAUAUCAACCCUGGAUUUGAGUCAAGUGGGGAUAUUAAAUUCAUCACAUUCGAAAACAUGAUCAAUGUGCCUAUCGACAAGGAAGAGAAAGAUGUUAUCUCAAAGACUAUAUCCUUCCACACAGUCGCAUUAGGUCCUUGCCUAGGAAAAGGUGUUGUUGGGGAAACCUUUACGGCGCAGCCUGUUAAUUAUAAACUUAUGGGAGCGAAUAGUACUUCUGAAGAUGUGGAUAACUUGUUACUACCAGCUUUACUGGCAGUCAAAAGAGUAGAUAUAUCCGGAUCAUAUUAUACAACGCAGGCUGGAAAAAGAAAGCUACAGGAUAUUGAAAGAGAAUUAGAUCGAUUAAGGACAAUUAGACAUCCUCAUAUUGUAAAUAUUUAUGAUGCUCGAUUGGAUCGUAGUGAGAUGGAUAGAAACUCGUGGAUCUUGCAUAUUUUAAUGGAAUAUGAACAAGGAGGAAGCUUAUAUGAUUUGUUAAAGAAAUGCGGUGGUGGGUUAAGAUUAACAAUCGUUCGCAAGUACAUGAAACAGCUAUUAUGGGCCUUAAAUCACAUACAUUUGAGCGGAUUCGUUUGCAAAGAAAUUCGUUCCAAUACUAUAUUCUGUAGCAGUAAUCAAUCUGUCAAAUUAGCCGACAUCAGUUAUAACAAAAGGUUACAUGAUUUAAACAAGUCCAAUUCUUUAGUCGAACACUCUGAAGAUACAUCAAGUUCAGAAUUAGCCAUCUCUUGGCUUUCUCCUGAAGUACGAGAAAGACCUGGAGUCUAUGGUCGAAAGAACGAUAUUUGGUGUCUUGGCGUCGUUUUUAUCGAAAUGAUUUGGGGAGUGGAAGUGACAAAAGAAUUUGGUGACUUUGACGCGUUCAUGCGCACAGCUUCUACUGAGAUACCUGCUGCUGCCAACAUUUUUGCAAGAAGAAUAUUAGAACCAGAUCCAAAAAAGAGACCAACCGCUAUUGACCUAAUGAAUGAUCCAUUCUUUGCAGGUGAUACAGACUCUGUAAUUUCAGAACAAGUUGCAGAGCCUGUUAUUACAGGAAAUGUUGCACCGCAUAUUCAUUCUAGUAAAAGUAAUAUCAGAGGUAGGGCUCCUCUGAUGACAAUGGCAUCCGAGCCCAUCAUGCUGCCUCCUCCAGUCAAUGCACUUGCUCCUCAGCAACUUUACGAACCAUCCAACUAUGUCGGUGCAAGGAAUAGCGCGUCAAAUAUAUCAAAUGAUAUUGCAGCUUUGAAUUUCACAACAUCACGUUAUAAGACCGAUUUUGAAGAGAUUGAGUUUUUAGGAAAAGGCGGGUUUGGUGAAGUCAUCAAAGUGCGAAAUCGUUUAGAUGGUAGACUGUAUGCGAUCAAGAAGAUUCGAUUAGAUCCAAAGGAUAGCGAAGAUUUGAAAAAGAUAUUAAGAGAAGUCCAUUCACUAUCCAGUCUUCACCAUCAAUAUGUGGUACGAUAUUUUGCUACUUGGUUUGAGGACGAAGAUGGAUCAAAUCUUAAAGGAAGUGCUAGUGACAGUGAAGGUUUUUCAGAUGAAGAUGAUUUAGAAGAAUCAGAAUAUGAUGAAGAAGAUGGUGACGUUAGCGCUUAUAAACAAUUUGACGACUUUUUGUCAAUUGAUAAGCAUAGAUCAAAGAGUAAAAGCAGGAGCUAUUCGGCUAUCCGCUUUGAUGAUGAUACAAGCACGAGUGCGAGCAGUGAAAGUGAUAUUGAUUUCGUUUCAGAGGACGAUGACGAUGACGGUUCGGAUUUCAUAUCCUUUGCACCAGACAGUACAGAUAAUAACACAGCCACUGCUGGAGAGAGCACGAGCAGUUCAGUUACUCCGACUACAAACAAAGCCAAAGUGACUUUAAUGAAAAGGGUUGUAGACAAUACAAGGAAAAGAAGCAAGGAAGACAAAAGCUCAGAUAGUCAGAGGCAGCACCAACGCACUAGAGUUCUGUAUAUUCAAAUGGAAUACUGUGAAAAGAAGACCCUGCGUGAUGUUAUUGAUGAAGGUAUUGAUGAGCAAGAGGCUUGGAGGCUUUUUAGACAGGUAUUAGAAGGCCUAGUUCAUAUACACUCCCAAGGAAUGAUUCAUCGCGAUCUAAAACCUGCCAACAUUUUCUUGGACUCCAAUAAUGAUGUUAAAAUUGGUGACUUUGGACUGGCUACUUCAAAUCAGACACUGGCAGAUGGACAGAUUUUCUCUCGUACUGCAAGUCAAGUUAGACUGUUUAAUCAGCCUGGAGAGAAUAGCAAUAUAUCCACAAGUUAUACUGGCUACUCUACUUCAAGUCAGCACAACUUGGAAGAAAGCAUGACCACUGGUGUUGGUACCACCUUUUAUGUGUCUCCUGAAGUUAUGCCAAAUCCAGCAACUGGCACAACAUCUGGUAUGCGAUACAAUCAAAAAGUAGACAUGUUCUCGCUUGGCGUCAUCUUUUUUGAAAUGUGCUAUCAAUUCUCUACAGGAAUGCAACGCGCUGUUGUACUAAACGAACUCCGUAAUGGUAAAUUCCCAGAAGAUUUCCCUACAAGCUACAUCAAUCAAAAGAGAAUCAUUACCAUGCUAUUGUCCCCUCAACCCAAGGACCGUCCAAAUAGUUUUGAAUUGCUACGAAGUGAUCUUUUGCCACCCAAACUUGAGGAUGAAUAUAUCAAAGAAUGUGUACGAACAAUAGCUAACCCCAACACACCAUACUACGACAAGCUGAUGUCUGCCAUGUUUUCACAAUCAGCAGAUAGAUUGAAAGAUCUUACCUAUGAUUAUCAAACAAGCAUGGAAAUACCUUUUGAUCAGUAUAGUCAUAUAUUCUUUGAUCGAAUUAGGGAACAAAUGACAAAGAUAUUCCGACGACAUGGCGCCAUUGAUAUAUCUGCUCCUUUACUUAUUCCAAAAAAUAACUUGUACGAGUGGAACUGGAAGAACCCAGUCUAUCUCAUGGACUCACGAGGCUCUUUAAACCAACUUCCCUAUGAUCAAACAGUGCCCUUUGCACGAUUUGUCUCACGCCAAAAGGGAUUCCCAGAGUUGAAGCGGUUUACCUUUGACAGGGUGUAUCGAGAAAACCAGAGCGGCGGUCAACCUGAAGCUGUUCUUGAAGCUGAUUUUGAUAUUGUUCAUCGAGAGACUGCAGCUCCCAUGGUCCCAGAUGCAGAAGUACUUAAGGUGGUAGAGGAAGUAUUAGAAGAAUUACCGCCUUAUAAAAAUGGAGGAUUCUAUUUUAUGGUGAAUCAUACUAAUAUUGCUGAUCUCAUAUUAGACAGCUGUCGUGUUCCUCCAGACAUCCGUAAAGGAGUGCUCGUGGCAUUAUCCAGUUUGGGAAGAGCUCCCUCUUUUGCUGCUGUGAGAAACGUGUUGAAGCUAAAGUUUCACUUGCAACGAAGUGCAUUAGAUGAACUUUCCUCUUUUAAUAUUCAUGGUGAUUUGGAGACAGUUGCGAGAAAGGUUGAAGCUUUAUUAAGUGGCAGCCAUAAAGCCAUGUUUAGAGAGAACGUUGGUGCAUUAAGAACUCUACUUAACGUAAGCAAGUAUAUUGGAAUCCAUCACAAGAUUGUCUUUCAUCCCUUGCUGGUUUACAACAAUCACUUUUACAAAGGUGGUAUGGUAUUUGAAGCAGUUACGGAUACGAUUGAUUCGAAGCGUAAGGAUGUGUUGGCAGUAGGCGGCAGAUACGAUUUCCUCAUUCAGCAUUUUGCUCACCCCAAUGCCACUGCAAACCGUAAGCUUCGUGCUGUGGGGGUCAAUAUUGCUGUCCAAAAACUCAUCAGACAUUUGGACAUGCAUCAAUCUGAACAAGUCAAACAUUUGAUGAAGACAAAGAAUGAAAAAAUGCGAAGCUUUGGUUUAUGGGCUCCUAAACGGUGCGAUGUGUAUGUUGCAAGUUUUGGUAAAGUUUUGUUGCAAGAAAGGCUGGACCUUGUUCACGAACUUUGGAGCCAUGGUAUUCGAGCUCAAUUCCAAUAUGACGAUGAAGAGCAAAACAAUCUUUCACCAGAAGAUCUUGUGUCUCUCUGUAAGAAAGCAUGUAUCAACUGGGUUGUGAUUGUAAAGCAUAAGAACUCAGAGAGUAAUAAGGGAGAAACGACUGUGAAAGUAAAGGAUGUUUUGAGACGAACAGAAACCGAAGUUAGCAAAACAGAUUUAUGCCAAUGGCUCACAGCAGAAAUAAACGAACAGAUAAGAGUUGAUUCUAUAGCAAGAGCUAGAAACAAACACGAGCUAAAGUCAAAGGAUGCUUCGGAUUCUGUACGCAAUGAUCCAUUCUCAUUAGAAUUAUCUAAAGGCGAAGGCAUGGAACAAAAGAAGAUGGCGUUCGAUGUGAAUAUAGUGUUUAGCGAAAGUCGAGGCAAAGAACGUACAAAGAUCAAGCACAAGCAUAAAACUGCAAUUACUGACAAAGCCAUUCAUCGAAUUUCACCUAUUAUUGAAGACUUGAAGAAAGAUGUACAAGUAGUCGCAUUUGAUCUACCAAAAGACGUUGUACGAUAUAUGGUUGGAUAUAACUUUUGGCAGGAUGACGACUAUAAAAAACUAUUAGAACAUAUAAAUGUAAAUCAACAAGAUACCCUCUCGAAAGUAAGACAAGCUGUUCAAAAAUUAAUCAAUGCCAAACACAAGUGCGUAUGGCUUUAUUCACAUAAAGAUGACUUUGCUUUGCUUUGCUGUUUGUCUCAAUAAUAAUAAAAUAAAUUGUAAAUUUUUAAACCCACACGCUCAUAAGCCCC